AUGUCGUUUUUCAAUAAAGAAAAUCUUCAAAAACUUGGAAGAGCCGCUAGCGUCCUAAAUUCAGGCAUUCAAGCAGUUACAGCCGCCCAACAAGUUUACCAAGCCGUUAACGGAACGGGGACGCAAAAUGGGACGACUAAUCAACAACUCCAACCUUCCCAAAGAGAAAUUACUUUUGUCCAGCCAAAUGCUGCGGAGAAGGGGGAUAAAAAUAAAAGUUUGUUUGGAGAGUUUAAUGAAGAGUUUCUCAAAAAGAAUAUUUCAUUAAUUAAUCAACACCGUCCUUCUGAUGGUUUUACUCCGCUAAUUUGUGCUGUUUUGCGGAAAUGUCUUGAUUCUGUUGUUUUGCUUUUAUCUAAUGGGGCGUCUGUAAACGCUACCGAUUCAAAAGGAAAUACAGCCUUGCAUUAUGCAGAUACUCCUCUAAUUGUGAAAGCAUUAAUUAUUUUCAGAGCUGAUUUGAAUAUUAAAAACAAAGCUGGGGCUGAUUGUUUUUCUGGUAGAAAAAGGCAGGAAAUUACUCAAAUUUUAUUAAAAGCCAAACUUUGGGAUGAACUAAAAAUUAUUGAAAAUGCAACAACAACAACAACUUCCCCUUCACUUCAAACAAAAAUAAAUGAACAUAAACAACAAAUAGCCGUUCAAUGUCAAUUUAGAAAAGAUUUAGAAGACAAAAAACGAUCCCUUAGAUUAUUGUCUUUGGAUGGGGGAGGAAUUAAAGGGCUUGUACUUAUACAGAUAUUGAUGGAAUUGGAAGAUAUUUGUGGAAAUACUGAAAAUUUUGUAACAAAAAAUUUUGAUUGGAUUGCUGGGACGAGUACUGGCGCGAUUUUGGCCCUAGCAUUGGCAGAUGGAUAUAAACCAAUACAAUGUUUACGUCUCUACUUGCGAUUAAAAGACGAAAUUUUUCUAACUCGUUCAAAUCCUUUGGUGCCUUAUCCUGAUGAAAAAAUUGAAAAAUUCUUGAAAGAAAAUUUUGGAGAAAAUCGAAAAAUGGCUAAUAUUAAGAACAAAAAAUUGAAGUAAGUGAAAAGGGUUUUUUGUACUAUCGAAACUCGUUAUAUAAGAUGUUGGCCACUGGGUGGGGGAAAUAAGGACAUAUUUAAGGGGAAGAGGGAGACACGGUAGGGGAAUAUUGUCGGUUCCUAGAAAUUCUUUGGAUAUCCGAAACCGGUCCGAAGAAUUCGGUUCUUUGGUUCGGUUCGGUCCAGAACCGACAACCCUAUAGAGGAGCCGAGGACGUGCCUAUGGGAGGGGGUAUGCCAUCUGUAUACUCAUUUUGGACAAGCUCAAUAUAAGGGACCUGCUUAAGAUAUAGCUCAUGAUAAUGACAAUAUUUAGGGUAUAAGGGACUUCUCUUAAAAUUAAUUUUUAAAUU
This is a messenger RNA of Meloidogyne enterolobii, 1378 nucleotides long. NCBI's taxonomy places the organism in Eukaryota, Metazoa, Nematoda, Chromadorea, Rhabditida, Meloidogynidae. The record is from the annotation of a GenBank genome assembly.